UUAAGAUUUUUUCAAACCUGUCUCGUCUUUGUGUCUUCCUCAUUGAACCGCCGAGAAGACAACACAAUAUGAUCUCUGUAAUCUCUUCAAACAACCAUUGGAUUCUAUCCCUCAAGCUCCUCCUCCUCUCCUCCGCCAUGCUUUCCAUGGCGGUAGUGCUCAAAUUCUCCGUUCCGGUAGUCGCCGAUAUCCUCGUCUCCGACGUUCCCGCCGUUUGGAGCUCCAUACUCUCGUGGUUAAGGCCUCCUUACCUUUACCUGCUCGUUAAUUUCAUCAUCAUCACUAUUCUCGCCUCUUCCAAGCUCCACCAGGACCUCGUGGAUCCGACGCCGGCGGUUGUUUCGGUUUCGGCGCCUGCUGCGAAGCUGUCCGAUGAUUCACGAGCAGAUUUCAUAGUUCGUGUAGCCGUCGCCGACGUUCGCAUUAAGAGCGCUUCCGAUGAGUAUGAAAACUUUGCGAUGGAUGUUCCGGAAAAUUAUGAGAAAUCGGAUGUAGAAUUGGUGUGCUCCAGGGUUUCAGAUAGAGAAAAUCAAGAAAACGGCGAGAAAUUAGAUCGUAGCGGUUUACAGAAAGAGGAUUCGGUGGAGAUUUCGUUUCAGAAAUACGAAAAGAAGCCGCCGAUUUCUUCGAAGGUCGGUGAUCGGAAAGCUCCAAAACCUACUCCUCCUCCCGCAGAAAAUAAAGAAAGCGGCGAGAAAGCUGAUCGUAGCGGUUCGCAGAAAGAUCAGGAUUAUUCGGUGGAGAUUUCGUCGUUGCAGAACUACGAAAAGAAGCCGCCGAUUUCUUCGAAGGUCGGCGAUCGGAAAGCUGCAAAACCUACUCCUCCUCCUGCAGGCGCGCUUCUCUUUUUCCCUCUCUCGAUAACGCUUGAUUUUGUUCAGAAACUGCAGAAUCUGUUAUGGAAGGGCACAAUCGUAAUUAAUUUUAUAACUGGGGAGUGUGAAGCAGAUAUGUCAUUCUUUAUGAGUCCAGUGAAGAUUGACGUGGAGAAAUUUGACGGAAUGAUCAACUUUGGCUUGUGGCAAGUGCAAGUUAAGGAUGUGCUGAUACAAUCUGAGUUACACAAGGCGUUGAAGGGAAGACCGAGUGAAGGUGCUUCGGAAAAGCUAAGCGAUGAUGGUGGUCCAAUGGAGUCCAGUGGUGGUUCCAGCAGAGGUUCUAAGAAGUCUAGCAUGAGUUAUGAAGAUUGGGAGGAAAUGGAUUUGAGAGCUGCAAGCGCGAUACGAACAAGUUUGGCUAAGAAUAUUCUUGCGAAUGUGCAUAGAAUUUCGACAGCCAAAGAACUUUGGGAGAAGCUCGAAGCGUUGUAUCAGGCAAAGGGCAUCUCAAAUCGGCUGUACCUGAAGGAGCAGUUUCACACGCUGCAAAUGGAGGAAGGUAUGAAAAUUUCAGAUCAYCUGAGUAAUCUCAAUAGCAUCAUCUUUGAGCUAGAGGCGAUCGAAGUGAAGAUAGAUGACGAAGAUAAAGCACUCAGGCUCAUCUUAUCACUUCCAYCUUCUUAUGAACACAUGAAGCCGAUCUUGAUGUAUGGGAAGGAUACUUUGAAUUUUGCUGAGGUUACUAGUAAACUUUUGUCAGAGGAAAGAAGGCUGAAGAGUGAAGGGCGUACUUCACAUGAAGAUUCGGCACUGGUAGUUAGCAAUUGGAAGAAGAAGAAAGACUCCGUACAAAAGAAAGCUUGUUGCUGGGGAUGCGGACAGUCUGGACACAUGAAGAAAGAUUGUCCCAACCGGUUCGUCAAAGGGCUUUGGGCGGGAUGCUGA
Molecule: messenger RNA, 1763 nt
Organism: Momordica charantia (bitter melon)
Lineage: Eukaryota; Viridiplantae; Streptophyta; Magnoliopsida; Cucurbitales; Cucurbitaceae
Source: RefSeq, a predicted model, not a curated record